AUGCCUUGUACUCCUUUUGGUAAAAGUAAGCCGUUGCAGCGUAAAUUAGUUGUGUUAGGUGAUGGUGCUUGCGGAAAGACUUCCCUUCUAAACGUAUUUACGAAGGGCUAUUUCCCACAGGUCUACGAACCAACAGUAUUUGAAAAUUACGUACACGAUAUAUGGAUUGACAACCAACAAAUUGAAUUAUCACUAUGGGACACAGCAGGGCAAGAAGAAUUCGAUCGUCUUCGUUCGCUAUCAUAUGCAGAUACACAUGUGAUAAUGCUAUGUUUUGCAGUAGACAACAGAGACUCUCUAGAUAAUAUAGAAUCAAAAUGGAUGGAGGAAAUACUUGAACAUUGUCAGGGCGUCAAGAUUGUCUUAGUCGCCCUUAAAUGUGAUUUAAGAGAAGAUCUUCAGGUUGUCAGAGACAUGCAACGUUAUGGUGAAAGACCUGUAACAUAUGAAGAGGGGUUGGCAGUAGCUCGAAAUAUCGAAGCAUCUAGAUAUCUAGAAUGUUCAGCAAUGCACAAUCGAGGUGUACGAGAAGCCUUUGAACAGGCCGCUCGAGUAAGCAUUCAUGCAAGACCCAAAGGUGCACCUGGUGAUUCCAACAAUAUAAGAUGUGUAGUUUUGUAA
Molecule: messenger RNA, 621 nt
Organism: Racocetra persica
Lineage: Eukaryota; Fungi; Glomeromycota; Glomeromycetes; Diversisporales; Gigasporaceae
Source: the annotation of a GenBank genome assembly